GAGACAAUCCAUCAAAAUUCAUCCACUUCUGUACUCCUGUAUCUUCGCAUCCUCUGACCGCGCUUGCCACCACUGAAGUGACCGCGACACUGCAUCUCCGCCAGGUGGCCGCAACUCGUCUGCAUGCUCUCCUGUGCUCUCCUGUGGGGCCCACUCCGGAAGAGCAAAGCAAUAUUGCUCCUGCCUGGCACCUCGACGGAGCCCGGACACGCAUGCGAACCACGGGGGGGAUCCCUAUCGCGCCAGCGUCGGCUUGACCUCGCCCGCAGCACUCUCAUUGCCCUCGCCCGCCCUCCGCCUCGCCCAUCAUCUCCUGCCGCACCUUCCUCAUGACUGCCGUUGCCAACCCCCCCAGCUUCACGAACCUCAACCGGCCAGGAUGGAUUAACGACGGACAGCCGCUGAACUCGAUCAACCCGCCGUCGAAUGACGCCAGAGGGGCCAACAUGUUUAUGCAGCGGAAGUCUCUUCAACGAACAAGCUCUUCCUCGUCCGUGUCGUCGACGUCGUCGAGCUCGUCCACCUCGACCGUCACCUCCAACUCCGUCUCGCAGCCGAAUGGCAUCUCCAUGCCCGGGACUGGCGGCGCUGAUGGGUGGUCGAAUCCCCCAGGCCGCAAGCGGCCCUCCACCAAGGGUCAGUGGUCGAACGGGAAGGCCGACGGGCCCGCCGACUUCUCGAGGACCGCGUCCGGCCGCGCACCCAUGACCAACGGCAUCAGUGGCGCGUCGGCUCUUCACCAGCAGCAGUCGAUGCUCGCGUCCCAGAAUCAGCCCAUGGGCCAGAACGGAAUGGGCCGCCCAGGCGGCGGCGACCCCACGGGACAGGGACGGCAACCGGUCCUCUACCUGCUCUCCUUGAAUGGCAGCUUCGAGCGCAAGACCAUCACGGUUCCCUUCUUUCCCGAUACCCUUCGGAUCGGGCGCCAGACCAACGCGAAGACGGUUCCCACCCCAGUCAACGGUUACUUCGACAGCAAGGUGCUGUCGAGGCAGCACGCCGAGAUCUGGGCCGACGCCAACGGGAAGAUCUGGAUUCGGGACGUCAAGUCGUCCAACGGGACCUUUGUCAACGGCACGCGGUUGUCGCCCGAGAAUAGAGAGUCCGAUCCGCACGAGCUGCAAGCCCAGGACCACCUGGAACUCGGCAUCGACAUCGUCAGCGAAGACCAGAAGACGGUAGUACAUCACAAGGUGGCCGCCAAGGUCGAGCACGCCGGUUUCCUCACACCCUCCAGCAACGUGAUGGAUAUGAACUUUGGCGAUCUCGAUCCCUCCAACAACUCCAUGAUGCUCCCGAUGGGGGGCGCCCCUCCGUUCCGCGGUCGCACCGGCAGCCAGCCCGGGGCUCCGGCAAACAAUCGCACGGCUCCGGGCAACAUGAACGGGCAGCCAAAUACGAUGGCGCAGCAACGGCAAUUCUGGCUGAACCCGGUUACGACCGAGCACAUCGUCAAGAAACUUCAUACCGAGAUGCGCAAUGCACGACUGCAGAACCAGGACCUGGCCCGGACAAGCCAGUUCCUCAACGCGCUCCUAUCCAAGGAUGACAUCAAGAACGCGGAUAAGCCCGAAGUUCCCGAACCCCCCAAAGCGCCUGUGCCCAACGGCAAUGUCUCGUUCCGUUCCGAUGGUGGAAAGACGCGAUUCUCGGAACCACCAGCCCCGCCGCCGUCUCAGCCGCUUCCCGAGAAGCCCGAUGCCGCGCGCGGUGCAGACGCGCCUUCGCUAAAACGAGGCACGACGGAGCGGCCGAAGGCGGCGAGCUCAUCGCCCAUUCGCCAAGACAACAACAACAACAAUAACAACAACAACAAUAACCUGAACCAGAUCCUUCUCCUGACGGAAGCGCUCAACAAUGCCAAGAGGGAGCUCGAUAACCACACGGCAAGAGUGCGUGAUCUCGAGGAGAUGCUGACCAAGGAGCGGGAAGCUCGGCUGCAUGCCGAGGACAUGAUCCAGAAGAUGGAGGAGGCCAACCAGUCCAAGGUCAACGGCUCCGCCGACACGGCGCUCGUUAACGGGCAUUCCGAGCUCGACAGUGCCUUCGACGCCGCAGCCGAACAGGCCCAGACUACCGAGACCGAGAAGCCGUCGACCGGCCCGGCAGAGGAGAAAGCGCCGACCGAAGCGGACAAGGCCGAGACGCUCGCCGCAGCAUUCCAGGCGAAGAUCGACUCGAUGGCGCUGGAAAUGAACAGUCUUAGGGAGCAGCUCGAGGCAUUCAGGUUGCGGGCGGAGAAGGCAGAGGCCGAAAGAGAUGCCGAUCGCAAGACGCUGGCCGAGAUGGUGGCCCAGAUACGACGGCGGGAUGAGGAGGACAAGAAGCGGGAGGCCGAGAGACGGGCCAGAUCCGCUUCCAGGGGCAUGCGGCGUAGAUCUAGCCAGGCCGAGCUCCUGGAGAAGGCGGCUCCGGAGAUGAACGGCAGCGCCAAGGCGGCACCGGCUGUGGAGCUCGAUGGACUCUCGGAGGAGAAGAGCUCCGACGCGGCAGCACCCACGCCCUCCGAGACGAGUGCGGCGAAGCCCAGCGGUGGAGCACUAGCGGUCCAGGCACAACCGUCGCAGGAACCAGCGCUCAUACACACGCUGCCAUACGCGUCCAUGAUCGGGGUGGUCCUCUUCGGCAUGGGGCUAAUGGCCUACCUAAACGGCUGGCAGCCGCAACCGAGACUGGACCGCUAGCUUGGCCUAUGGUGACGCGAGUUGCGGCAACAGCACUUUGCUCGGAGAGAUCAGUCUGUGAAAUUAUAUAUAUGGGCGAUUGUCAUGGCGCACUGUUGUUCUCGAGCUGCAUGGCGUGUGUGUGCAUUAGCAAUGGGCG
Molecule: messenger RNA, 2823 nt
Organism: Thermothelomyces thermophilus ATCC 42464
Lineage: Eukaryota; Fungi; Ascomycota; Sordariomycetes; Sordariales; Chaetomiaceae
Exons: 3
Coding region: 447-2684 (745 amino acids)
Cellular component (GO): cytoplasm
Molecular function (GO): protein binding
Source: RefSeq, a predicted model, not a curated record